AUGCCUUUAGCGACUUUAACGGCUGCAAGAAACAAGCUUUUGCAAGAUACAAAAGCGCAACUAGAACAGUCAGGAAACCUUAAAACAUCUAUUAAAGAAAAGGUUUUAUUCGGAAUAACUGGUAUGUAUGAGAUAAUAUUGCGCAUGAGUGAAUCCCGCCAGACGUUGCAACUCCAGCUUGAAAAAGCUAAACUAAGUGCAAAGGAGGAACUGCUAAGAAAGGAAAAAGAGCACUUUGAUAAGUUGGAGGGUCUUUUGGAAACGUCCAGUGGAGCAGAUGCAAAGGGAACGGCCAGGGACAUUUUAAAAGAGCCGUAUUCAAAUCGAUCUACAAAGGGUACGAGUUCAGGAUCAAUCACCGCUGGUGCAGUGUUCAAAAUAUCUUGCAUACGGUCACGGAAGCAAACUGUGUAA
Parnassius mnemosyne (clouded apollo) is the source of this 414-nucleotide messenger RNA. NCBI's taxonomy places the organism in Eukaryota, Metazoa, Arthropoda, Insecta, Lepidoptera, Papilionidae. The record is from the annotation of a GenBank genome assembly.